This is a messenger RNA of Macrosiphum euphorbiae (potato aphid), 1167 nucleotides long. The record is from the annotation of a GenBank genome assembly. NCBI's taxonomy places the organism in Eukaryota, Metazoa, Arthropoda, Insecta, Hemiptera, Aphididae.
AUGAAUACAAAACUUAAAGGCCCUGAAGAUUUUAAGGCCAGCAGUGGCUGGCUUCAUAAAUUCAAAUCUCGACAUGGAAUACGUGAGUUACAAAUUCAAGGUGAAUCAUUAUCAGCUGAUUCAAGCAGUGCUGAAAAUUUUAAACAAAUAUUCCAGUUAUUUGUGGAAAAAGAAGGAUAUUCUCAAGAUUCCGUUUACAAUGAAUCCGAUGAAAGUGGCUUAAACUGGAAAGCACUACCAAGAAAAUCACUUGCUUCUUGCCAAGAACAUGCAGCGCGUGGUUUUAAGGUAUCCAAAGAAAGAGUAACAAUUAUGACAUGCGCUAAUGCGGCUGGGACCCAUAAAUUGCCAUUACUACUCAUAGGAAAAUCAAAGAAACCGCGGUGUUUCAAGAACAUCAAAAAUCAUCACAAGACAGGUAAAGUGUUACUCCUACUAGACAAUGCACCCACUCACCCAUCCGCCGAAGUAUUAAAUUUAAUUGAUCCAGAUUAUAAAGUCAUGUUUUUACCACCAAACGUAACGUCUUUGAUUCAACCCAUGGAUCAGGGAGUAAUCGAAAAGUUCAAAAGAAUGUACCGAAAACAAAUGUUGAGGAGACUUUUAUUAAAUGAAGGCACUGAAGAGAGUGUUGUUGCAUUUUCAAAAUUAUUGAAUUUGAAACACUGCUGUUACAUGGCAGCAGAUGCCUGGGAUAAUUUGACUGAGGAAAAUUUACGAAAUGCUUGGAAGAAGUUGUGGGUUGCUUCUAUGAAGUUAGAAGCCGAAGAAGAAAUAACUGAUCUAAAUAAUUUUGAUGAUUUUGUUGAUUUAUUUAAUGAAAUUCCAGGAUUUAAUGACUGUAAUUAUGAUGACGCUGUUGAUUGGUUAGCAACUGAUGUAAAUGAUCUAGGUUAUCAAAUAUUAGAUAGCGAUGAAAUCAUUUCUUCGUUGCAAAAUGAAGAAAGUGACGACAGCAGUAGUGAUGAAAGUAUGAGUACGCCAAAAGGACCAACAUCUGCUGAAGCAUUUGCUGCAUUUGAAACUGGUCUUGAGUGGUUUGAAAAACAGGCCGAAUGUUGUCCAGCACAAUUACUUCUCCUUAAACGUUUGCGAGACUUGGCUGCAGAAAAGCGCGUAGCGGCUCAUCGCCAAAUUAAAAUUGAUAAUUUUGUCAAAAAAAUAUAA